AUGUGCAAAAGAAAACACGCGACUGAGAAAACGCUGGUGCAGCAGGUUAUUUCAAUAUUUGUAUAUAGGCUACUAUUAUAUUGUAUUCUGAUCGUUUUCAUUCUACACAUCUGAUAUUCAGUUAGGCGGCGUCAAAUUGUUUUAGAAAAGAUAUAAAGUGAAAAGAAUCCUUGUUGUUGGCCAACCCUUUAUUACGGUACCGGUAUGGAGGGGCAGUUUGAUGAUUUGGACCAGGCGGAGGAAUAUUUGCAAAUGAUGACAAAAACUAAUCCUAUUCAAGAAGGAUGUAUCGAUUCAAAUACAAACAUAGCAGAUGAUGAUGACAAUUGGAGUGAUGAUAACUAUAUGGAAAUGGAUGAAAUGUAUACAGAAAAUUGCAGAGGAAACGGGGCCAAGUAUUCAUCCAACCAAUCUUAUCAACCUGUGGAUAAAAUGUUAUCAAAAUUUUCUGACAAGAUUCAUCUUGAUGCAUAUGAGCAUCCUAGUAUUCCGCAACAUAAUCUCGCACAAGUUCGACAAAUGGAUAAACGAAUGGUUGAAAACAAAAAUCGAGUAAAAGACAAAUCGGAUCGAGCAACUAUUGAACAAGUCAUGGAUCCAAGAACUCGAAUCAUACUUUUCAAAAUGCUGAGUCGUGGCGUCAUUAAACAGAUCAAUGGUGUAAUAAGCACUGGGAAAGAGGCUAAUGUUUAUCAUGCCACAAAUCAACAUGGAGAAGACAGAGCAUUAAAAAUAUAUAAAACUUCAAUAUUGACGUUCAAAGAUCGAGAUCGAUAUGUAACGGGAGAAUUUCGUUUCAGAAGAGGGUAUUGCAAGGGAAAUCCAAGAAAAAUGGUUGCCACUUGGGCAGAAAAAGAAAUGAGAAAUCUCACAAGAAUGCAUCAGGCUGGGUUACCUUGUCCUGAACCCCUUAUGCUGAGAAGUCAUGUUUUGCUAAUGAGUUUUAUCGGAACAGAUGGCUGGCCUGCACCAUUGUUAAAAGAUGCUGCUUUAUCAGAAUCCAAAUCAAGGGAAUUAUAUUUUGAAUGUAUUCAUUUGGUAAGAAGAAUGUAUCAUGACUGCAAAUUAGUUCAUGCCGACUUCAGCGAAUAUAAUAUUUUAUAUCAUGAUGGGGGAUUAAUCAUAAUUGAUGUUUCUCAAUCUGUUGAACAUGAUCACCCACAUGCUUUGAAUUUUUUACGAAAGGAUUGCAAUAAUGUGAAUGAAUUUUUCAAAAAGAAGGGAGUUGCCGUUAUGAAUUUGAGAGAACUCUUUGAAUUUGUUACAGAUGUUGAUAUAACAGAAGAAAAUAUCGAUUCAUAUUUAGAUAAUGCGAUGAAAAUUACGUCGGAACGAGUAUCUACACUCGAACAAAAAGACGAGGAAGAACAGAAUGCUGAUUUAGAGGAGCAAAUAUUCAAACAAGUUUUUAUUCCGAGGACGCUGGAUGAAGUUCCGAAUUUUGAACGAGAUGUCGAUGCAGUUAUGCAUACUGGAGAUGACUCACAUAUAUUGUACCGAUCUGUGACAGGAAUGAAUGUAAAGUUAUCUAAAAGCAAAACUACAGGAUCUGAUGAAGAUGAAGAUGACAACUCUGAAGAUAGCGACAAUGAAAGUUCGAAGUCUGCUGAGGAUGAGAAUCAAAGUGAAAUUUCCACAUCAUCCUCUUGUACAGUUUGCGUUAGAAAUAUGACAAAAGAAGAAAAAAGAUUACAUAAACAAAAAGUCAAAGAAGAAAAUAGAGAAAAAAGAAAUAACAAAGUUCCGAAACACAUAAAAAAGAGAAAGGAAAAAUUAGCUAAACUUAGGAAACCAAAAACAUAAUUUAAGUGGGUAUUGGUGGAAUUGUUUUGUGUUUAUUCGGGAUGGUUGAAGCCAGGUAUAUUUCAGUAUUGUAUUGCUUAGGCAGGGAUUGCAUUCAGUUAUUACCUAAAAACAAGGCAAUGGACAGAAAUACUUCCCUAACCGGUCUAAUAUGUUCAUAAUAUAUUUUAAUCCAGAGCCUAUCGGCAAAACAGGCGACAGCACAAAUCGCAGGUAAAAAGAAUAAUUUGAGAGGAACGAGGUCGCUGAAAAGGCGGAGAAAAUACACAUCACAUUAGGAAAAGUUUGCGAGGCGAACCGAUCCUUGGGUAAAAGGUGCAUUGAAU
This is a messenger RNA of Styela clava, 2129 nucleotides long. Its product is annotated as serine/threonine-protein kinase RIO1-like. The record is from RefSeq and is a predicted model, not a curated record. NCBI's taxonomy places the organism in Eukaryota, Metazoa, Chordata, Ascidiacea, Stolidobranchia, Styelidae. Gene Ontology annotation, molecular function: ATP binding; protein serine/threonine kinase activity.